Prionailurus viverrinus (fishing cat) is the source of this 1622-nucleotide messenger RNA. RefSeq names its product TLC domain containing 3B (gene TLCD3B). Gene Ontology annotation, biological process: ceramide biosynthetic process; lipid homeostasis. Lineage: Eukaryota; Metazoa; Chordata; Mammalia; Carnivora; Felidae. The coding region runs from base 119 to 946 and encodes 275 amino acids. Gene Ontology annotation, cellular component: membrane; endoplasmic reticulum. The transcript has 6 exons. Gene Ontology annotation, molecular function: sphingosine N-acyltransferase activity. The record is from RefSeq and is a predicted model, not a curated record.
AGUUUUAAAAUUCCAAUAUCUUUACGAUGUGAACACCCUCUUUCCUUUUUCUGAAUUCCGGGCGCUGAUGAGAAUCAUCAGCCUUCCUCCGUAGCCUCCACCUCGUCCCCUCAGAGGCAUGCCCCUGCUCUUUGUACUGGGCUGCAUUUUCUUCCCACUGAGCUUCACUGUCCUCUGCUGGGGCCUGCAGAACCACUCCCACCUGCGGAUGGAGAGACCAGAGGCUGUUUUGGUGGCGUCCAAGCUAGUGUCCUCUGUCCAAGCCGUCAUGGCCUCCACAGCUGGCUACAUCGUCUCCACCUCCUGCAAGCACAUCAUUGAUGACCAACACUGGCUUUCCUCUGCCUACACGCAAUUUGCAGUGCCCUACUUCAUCUAUGACAUCUACGCCAUGUUCCUCUGUCACUGGCACAAGCACCAGGUCAAGGGGCACGGAGGGGACGAAGGGGGGGCCAGAGCCCCAGGCAGCACCUGGGCCGUGGCACGCGGCUACCUGCACAAGGAGUUCCUCAUGGUGCUCCACCACGCCGUCAUGGUGCUCGUAUGCUUCCCGCUGUCGGUGGUGUGGCGUCAGGGCAAGGGAGAUUUCUUUCUAGGCUGCUUGCUGAUGGCUGAGAUCAGCACCCCCUUCGUCUGCCUUGGCAAGAUCCUCAUCCAGUACAAGCGGCAGCACACUCUGCUGCACAAGGUGAACGGGGCCCUGAUGCUGAUCAGCUUUCUCUGCUGCCGGGUGCUGCUCUUCCCCUACCUGUACUGGGCCUACGGGCGGCACGCCGGCCUGCCGCUGCUCGCCGUGCCCCUCGCCAUCCCGGCCCACGUCAACCUGGGCGCCGCGCUGCUGCUGGCCCCCCAGCUCUACUGGUUCUUCCUCAUCUGCCGCGGGGCCUGCCGCCUCUUCAGGCCCCGGGGCUCCCCUCCGCCCUCCCCUUGUCAGACCCAAGACUGAGGGUGGGGCCGGGGGACCCUCCCCAUCCCACCCCUUGGGGACGGGGCUCUGGGGCCGCUGGGCAAGGGGUGGGAGCCAGGGGCCUCUUGCCCUGACAGCCCGGGGACUGACAGAUGGACUCUGAAGGGGCCGAGGGGCGGGACAUCAGCCCUCAGGGGCAGAGGGUCAGGGACCAGGUGAAAAGGAAGGCAGGGAGGGGGAACCUCUUCUCCCAGCAGUGCCUGAGCUGAGGGUAGCAAGCCCCUUCCUGCGCGGCCCCCCUUCUCCCGUCACCAACCCUGGGGCUCUGGGGGGAGCAAAGGACCAGAGGAAGGGGGCAUCACUUCCUAUCCACUGAGGGCUAGAGGGCCGUGGGGAGACUGACUCAAGGGGACCAGGACUCGGAGAAUGUGGGGGAGGCCCUGCUGUCAAGGCCAUCCCAGCCCCCCUGCUGCAGACUCCUCUCGGUUCCCCACCAUCUGGGAGGGAGGGGACACCCUAACUAUCCCCCCCACCCCCACCCCAGGCCUCGCUUGGGGCUAGCUGCCUCCACUGCUCCUCCCUAGGGAAGGCCAGCCUAAGGAAACUUAUUUAUUUUAUUUAUUCGCCCAAAUUCAUACUAGUUUGUAGGGAUGGGGGGAGGGAGGUGGCUGCUACCCCCCAACCUUCCCAGUGCUGAGCAACCCCGGGGGCGGGC